This is a messenger RNA of Colletotrichum lupini, 1071 nucleotides long. RefSeq names its product cellulose-growth-specific protein. Lineage: Eukaryota; Fungi; Ascomycota; Sordariomycetes; Glomerellales; Glomerellaceae. The transcript has a single exon. The record is from RefSeq and is a predicted model, not a curated record. The coding region runs from base 1 to 1071 and encodes 356 amino acids.
AUGCGGUGCUCAACCUUCCUCGCUCUGGCUGCAUCAGCCUCCGGCGCGUCCGCCCAUUACUUCUUCCCCCACCUCAUCGUCAACGGCAACUUCACCGGCUACAACGAAUACGUCCGCGACAACAGCGCGGGCUACAUGCCCUUCAAGAACGGCUACGACAGCACCGACCUCCGAUGCCGUACCGGUUCCAUGGAGCACGCCGCCACCACGGGCGUCUAUAAAGUCAAGGCAGGCGACGAAGUGGGCUUCGGCCUCAACUUUGGCGGCACGAUUCAGCACCCGGGUCCCAUGCAGGCCUACCUCUCCAAAGCACCGGGUGAUGUUCGCGAGUACGACGGUUCCGGUGACUGGUUCAAGAUCUAUGAGCUCGGGCCAAAGUCCUUCUCCAGCGAAGGCAUCGAGUGGGGCGUCACCAACGUUGGCAACUUUACGUUCAAGUUGCCUGAGGAGACGCCCGCUGGGCAGUACCUUAUGCGAAUCGAGCACAUUGGCGUUCAUGGAGCUGGUGACUUUGGUGGUGCGGAGUUCUACUUCAACUGCGCCCAGAUCGAAGUUGAGAGCGACAGUACCGCCAUCCCCGGGCCGACUGUCAAGAUUCCGGGAUUGUACGACGGCCACGAGCCCGGUAUCGAGUUCUACAUGUACCGUCCGUGGAUCGUCAACUUCACGAUGCCGGGGCCGGCUAGAUGGCCCCAAGCUCUUGUGGAGAACGUUACCGCAGAGGGUGUUAGCGUGGCUCCGACAAUCACCCCUUGGACACUCCCGGCAGUCACGUCCACAGUCGGGGGACAGGACAUUUCGUCCUCAGCGGCGGUAGUCGUGCCCACAAGCCUUGCCUCCGCGGCAGUGCCUUCUGUCAACGCGACGUACUCGUACGCAUCUACGACUGCGGCUGGCCUAAGUGGAUCAGCGGCCCCGAAGAGCGAGAUCAGCGGGUUGGUGGUGUCAACAGUCAGCUCAGCCGCGACUUUGAGUGCAACGGCUGUGCCUUUCACCACCACUUCCAAGAAGUCUCGAUGCCCACCACGAAGCACAGUGAUCAGCACGGUUUACGUUACUGCAAGUGCUUAA